Molecule: messenger RNA, 7548 nt
Organism: Haemorhous mexicanus (house finch)
Lineage: Eukaryota; Metazoa; Chordata; Aves; Passeriformes; Fringillidae
Gene: VANGL1
Product: VANGL planar cell polarity protein 1
Exons: 9
Coding region: 433-2013 (526 amino acids)
Biological process (GO): multicellular organism development
Cellular component (GO): plasma membrane
Source: RefSeq, a predicted model, not a curated record
GCCGCCGCCGGGGAAGGUGGCGGGGAGCGGUGCGGCGGCGGAGCGUCGGGUCGGUGCCGGCAGCAGCAUGGGACGGCCGCGGGAGGGAGGGGUCAACACCUUUGCCCUCUCUCCUUGCAAGGGCAGAAUGGCAUUGGACUUGUACAGAUUUGAGCAUGAGGGAGAUAUAGAAAGAUUCCAUUCUGUGGAGUCCCGCUGUGCUGUGUCCUGGGGAUUUUCUCAAGGUCAAUCGUGAGAAGCCAAGCACCCUCCCUCCCCUCCCCUCUGAUCAGAUUCCUUUUAAGUGAAGCUCACUCAGUCUCUGAGGACCAGAUCUCACCGAUGACUGGGAAGCAAAGAGUACCCAGGAAAGCACUUUUACUACGGAUUCCACCUCAGGAGCACCAGGAACUCAUCUUCUAAAUAAAAUCUGUGCCCCUUGGUGCACACCCGAUGUCUGCUGCAAUGGAUACAGAAUCAACAUAUUCGGGAUACUCCCACUACUCAGGUCACUCCAAAAAAGCUCACAGACAAGGGAGCCGGGACAGACACAAAUCUCCCCGAAGCAAAGACGGCAGUCGGUCUGAGAAGUCCGUCACUAUCCAGACACCUCCUGCAGAGCCGCUGCUCGGGAAUGACGCCUCCCGGGCAGAGGAGGGCCAGGAUGACAACUGGGGUGAGACCACGACGGCAAUCACAGGCACCUCUGAGCACAGUAUUUCCCAGGAGGACAUUGCCCGGAUCAGUAAGGAUCUGGAAGACAGCGUUGGGUUGGACUGCAAACGUUACCUGGGCUUAACAGUGGCAGCUGUUCUCGGACUCCUAGUCUUCCUUACCCCCAUUGCCUUCAUUCUGUUACCCCAGAUCCUGUGGCGAGAUGAUCUGGAGCCGUGUGGUACUGUGUGUGAGGGACUGUUCAUCUCUGUGGCGUUUAAACUCCUCAUUCUCCUGAUCGGGACCUGGGCUCUUUUUUUCCGCCAACCCAAGGCAGACCUACCGAGGGUGUUUGUGUUUCGGGCCCUUCUGCUGGUCCUCAUCUUCCUCUUUGUGUUCUCCUACUGGCUCUUCUACGGCGUUCGCAUCUUGGACUCGAAGGACACCAACUACCAAGGGAUAGUGCAGUACGCCGUGUCUCUGGUGGAUGCCCUGCUCUUCAUCCACUACCUGGCCAUCGUGCUGCUGGAGCUGCGGCAGCUGCAGCCCAUGUUCACCGUCAAGGUGGUUCGCUCCACGGACGGAGAGUCGCGCUACUACAGCUUGGGACACCUCAGCAUCCAACGAGCUGCACUGGUGGUUCUGGAAAAUUACUACCGAGAUUUCACAGUCUACAACCCAGCCUUGUUAACAGCCUCCAAAUCCCGGGCAGCCAAGCACAUGGCUGGCCUGAAAGUCUACAAUGUUGAUGGCCCAGGUAACAACGCCUCGGGGCAGUCGCGGGCCAUGAUCGCGGCGGCCGCGCGGCGCAGGGACUCCAGCCACAACGAGCUCUACUACGAGGAGGCCGACCACGAGCGCCGCGUGAGGAAACGCCGGGCCAGGCUCGUGGUUGCAGUAGAAGAGGCUUUCACUCAUAUCAAACGCCUCCAGGCAGAGGAGCAGCAGAAAGCUCCAGGAGAGAUGAUGGACCCCCGAGAAGCAGCCCAGGCCAUCUUCCCCUCCAUGGCGAGAGCUCUGCAGAAGUACCUUCGCACCACCCGCCAGCAGCAGUACCACAGCAUGGAGAGCAUCUUGCAACACUUGUCCUUCUGCAUCACCAACAACAUGACACCAAAGGCAUUCCUGGAGCGUUACCUCAACCCAGGCCCAACCCUCCAGUAUGACAGGGAUCGCUGGUUCUCCAAGCAGUGGACGCUGGUCAGCGAGGAAGCGGUCACAAGCGGCUUACAAGACGGCGUCGUGUUCGUCCUCAAGUGCUUGGACUUCAGCCUUGUUGUUAAUGUGAAAAAAAUCCCCUUCAUCAAACUCUCAGAAGAGUUCAUAGACCCUAAAUCUCAUAAAUUUGUCCUCCGCUUACAGUCCGAGACUUCAGUCUAAGGGAUUUUGAGGGUGGGUUGUUGGGAGAUUUUUAUUUUUGUUUUUUUCAAUAUUGUGCUUUUGGGUUUAAUUUCCCCAAUGCUGACUGAAACUGGCAGAUGAUGGACCAGUAAUAUUUGACCAUCUGCACUUUAUUUGGAAAGGGGAGGGGGGAGCUGGGAUAUCUUAUCUAGGAAGAAGUAUCUUAAGAGGCAACAGGGCGACUUGGCUCAGUUAGCUCAGCCUUGGAGACAGAACAGAUUUUUUUCUUUGCCCCUCUUUCCAGGCAUCCUGUAAAUCUCACGCUCUCUUUCUCUGCACGGCUGCAGUGUCAGAGUUCUUGCUGGAGCGCUGCCUUACACCGUGCACGCCUGCACCCUUGUGUCUCUGCUUUUGCCACCUGUGGCUGCUCCUGAGGGCUCAUUGCUCACCUGUCCCUCACAGAAGUCUCCUGGCACAGGGUGCCACAGUCCCUGCUUACUUGGGGAGGAAGGGAUAUCAAAGGGUGGGGGUGUGAGGAGACUUUUAUUCUUUAUUCUUCUUCUCCUCCUUGCCACGUGCCUCUUCUGUCAGUGCCAGACCUGUAUGGGCAUAAUGGGAUGGUUUCACCCUCUGUGAAAUUGCUUGUUUUGAACUGGAUCAGCCCGUUUGCAGCUAUUCAAUUUAUUUUUUUUUUCCUUAAUCAGUGCUUGUUACUGAAGUUGUUCUUCAUGUCCUGGCUCCCUGCUACCUCUCCUCUGCUUCUAUCUGUCCUGCUUGUCAGCAUCUUUCUCAGGCAGGGUCAAGGCUUCUUUUUUCUGUCUCCUCUGUCUGGCUUUCUGAAUGUUUCUUCAGGCACUGCUGCUUCCUUUUGCACCUACAAAGGCUGUGUAUUUGCACUGGGACAGGGUUAGUAAGUAGCUGGCUCCUCCUUAGAUAAAUCACAGACCCUCCCUACGUCUGACAGCCUCUUUGAGGGGAAGGGGAGCAGGCAGGAAUGUGCCCCUCCCUCUCUAGCAAGCUUCAAGUGCGUCUGGAGAAAAGAGGGGCAAAAACAUUUCCCUCCUUCAGGAGAGGAGCCAGGGAAAGGCUGACCUCUGCCCCAUUCACUUGCUUUGGAGAACUGUUGUGCUCUGAAAACACUGCAGCGAGUCCUUCCCCACCGUACGCCUUCAGCUGUAGCUAAGAAAUACCAAACAAUGCCUGAAUGUUGAAAAUCUGCCUGCCUUCCUUGGCCUUGCUGUUCUGUGGGAGUUUUUGCUCAGCAUUGGGAUCUGCUUCUGAGAGAUGCAGUUUUGUUUGUGAGGCUGCCUUUGCCCACCAGUGCAGCUUUCAUGUGUGAAUUUAGUCACACGUGAGUUUGGAAGGUUUGUUUUUAAUGGGGAGCCCAAAUGGGUGUCUGAAGUGUGAUUGCCAGAGCAGAGCGUGGAGUGACUGGAGCCAGCUGCAAGGCUGGCAGUGACCUGAAGGUCCCUUGAGAUCCAUGUGAAUGUAAAUGAUCACUUUAUUCUGCUCAGUCUUUUGCCAUGCAAAUAUUCCUUAUCAGGCAGGAUCUAGCCUGCCCUCCAUAUGGAUGUCUUAACCAAGAAGGCCCUAAUUCCAGCAGUGUGUAAGUCAGUGCCUUUCACUGCCAGCCUGCACAGUCUUCUGAGGAGGGCUGUGACAGCCCUUCCUGUCCCUUUUGGCCUUUCCCAGCCCUUCCCACGGCAGGCAUGGGCUGGCUGGUGUCCACAGGGAGCAACCACCUUAAACAGGGAUGCUGGGAGUAGAACAGGAGGGUCCAUCCUCUUCCAGCUUCAGCAGCAGUAGAGAGGCAUGUCUGACAGUUCUCUUGGGAUCAAGGGAGCCCCCGGGUGAGUGAGGGUCCAAAGUGAUGAUUCCCCAUCCAAGUGACACCUGCAGUUUCCUGCACCUUUCUUACAAGCAUGUGGUAGUGUCCUGGAUCCUUUUUAAUCCGUGUGUUGUGCCAGAUGUGGUUGUAAAGAAACCAGAUGGUGUGGCACAUGAUGGGAUUAUGCCCUUUGCCCUUAAAGGAUGGGAAGUAGGUAGUGUUUUCCCCUCUCUAAGCUCAGUGUUUGGGUUUUUUGGCAGAUCAGGCUUUCUGGUAGUCCGUAUGAGGACUCCUUUAUUGACUGUGGCCUUCGCAGUGUUUUACUUUGAAAAAAUAGGUCGGUUUAUUCCUUUAAAAGAAAAAAAAAAGGAAGGUGACCAUACAGUAUCUUACACUUGGCUCUCCUGAAGAUGCCUACACCUGGCUUUUAUGAUGUGCAUAACCAGCAGGGUGGGAGAGACUGGGAGUAGCUUGGGAGACUGUGAAACGCUUAAUACCUGUGUGGAGGCUACUGCCUGUGGCUGAGUUGGCUCAUUUCUGUGAAGCCAGAACAAGAACCACCUUGCCGAGGGCUUGGGUGUGCCUUGUAUGUGAGAGCACCUUGUCACAGGCACAUCUGCAAAACUUUUUUACUUUCCCAGGAUUUCCUUCCCCUUUCCUUUUCCCUGCCCCAUGAGGAGGGGUUGUCUGACAGUAUCUGCUCAGGAAACUCAUGUCUUAAUUUUGUUAAAUCCUUUAACACAUGGAGAACCAGACGGAAGCAGCGUGUGCUCGGUCUGGGUCUGCUUCUUCAUCUUUGUGCUGUGGUUCAACACUGCCUUUUCUGCCUGCUGCCAAAAAGGACACUGUCAACAGGGGCCAACUCCUACAUUAAAUGCUCUUCCUUGUAUCAGCAGCAUGAAUGCUUUGCCUGAUGAAAUCUGCAGGAGAGGACUCUCUCUCGGAUGGUCUCUUUAGAGGUGCAGCCUGCCUUGAGGUGAGGACAGACUGGAAGGGGAAUAAUGAUUCCUGCAUAUUCCCCGUUCUGAUAUUUUUAGUGACAUUUUUCGAGGUCUCUCUUGCUUCCCUUCUCCAUGCAAAAUCAGGGGACCACCGUCAUACCUACCUCACUGGAGCGUUGUGAGGCUAAACUCGCUUUCAAGUGCUUUGAGAUCCAUGGUUGGAUCUGUGGCAUCUGUAGGAAUUCAAACUCUAUAAAAAAUACUGAGCGGUGAGUGCAGUUUGUUUAACUCUGUUUAUAGCCAGCUAAUGAGUAAGAAUGGAGUCAUAGGGAAUGAAGCUCUGAUCCAAUUGCUGCAGCCCUUACUUCUGCCGAGCUUGCCAAGAGCUGAGCAUAAAUACAACUUGGAGGGUUUGCCAGCCAAGUGCAGGCUGUUCCUCCGAAUGCCGCUCCUAUCCUGCACUGUCUCCUUGCACAUAUUUUCCUUCCUCUCUCCCAGUCUGGAUGUUUGUACCUGGUUGGGAAUUGUGGGGAGGUUUAUUAGAAUUCAAAUGGUUUUUUAACUUUUUUAACAUCAUCCUGUUGGUGAUGGAGUGGUCAAUGUCCCUCUUGGAGAUGAUCCUUGCACUGGACAUCCUUCACUUGGAGCUGAACCCUUUCAUAGGGUGCUGUGCUGCCCAGCCAGGAGUGGUGGUGCCCCACUCCUCUAUUCCAUGUUGGCACGUUUCCUGUAACUCAAGUAUGCUGCUCAGAUACUUUAAAGGCUUUGGGGUUUUUUUUCUCUCAGAUUUGUUACAGCCUAAAUCCAAAGCCAUGCUGAGAUCUUGAAAAACCAGAUGCAGCUGAGACUUUCAAGUGUUCUAGAGCAGAUGGAAAUGGCUGUGGGUUUCUGUGAAGGCUGGCUUUCUCUUUCCUGGCUAUAAAUUGAAAUAUUCUUAUUUCUUCCAGCUUCCAGGAGUGUAGGGGAAGGUACUACUCUUAAUACUUUGCCAGUCCUGUAACUGGGCACGGGCAGGUGUUGUCACAUCGGUUGGCCUCUCACUGCCAUGUCACUUCAGCUGUGGGUGGGUGCAGACUCUGUGAGGCUGCCCUGGAUCUCAGUGUCUUUUCCCACACCUGGAAGCUGAGCAGGCAGCACUCUUGGAAGUGUAAGCAUUGUAGCACUCCCCUCCAUGGCGUAUUUGCAGGGUUGGGAGGUGUUGAGUCUGCACUUGGAAGCUUGGAGGCAGUGCACAGUAAGGAUCAAGUUUGGAGAUCUGAACAAAUCCCAAUCCUUAUGAAGCCUCCUGACCUUUUCCUUUGGGAUGGGACUCUCUGUGCAACACCUUGGAAAUUUGCUGUUGCUGAGUUCAGCCAAAAGCUGUAGGGAAAGAGUAUCUGGAGCUGGUCCUGCCCCACAUAAGUAACUUUGAAAGGUCUGGUUUGAGAUGUGCUCACUUCCAACACAUGCUGCUGAAGAAACUGAAAAGAUCCAUAACUUGCUAAACAUGGAAACCUAUUCAAGCCAAUUUCAUCUUGCUCACCCAAACUUGUAAUUCUGCCCUUUUCAAAGGGUAAACAGAAGUCUUGCAAUCUUCUGCAACAGUGCUGUAGUCUGGUCCCAAGCUGGCUCCUCACAUGGGGCUCAGUGCUGCCCAGCUGCUCAUGAGGUGUGUGUGCAGGUGUUUUCUCAUUCAGCUUGUGUGUGUCUGUGUGCUUUUCCCCCUCUGGUGUGCACAUUAUACGUGUUUAAAACCUCAAGCCAGACUUGGUGGCUCAGUGUUUUAGCUGUCCUUAAGAAGGAAGUGCUCUUGGAAUUGAGCUGGUUUUAGAAAACAAACAAAAAAAAAAAAAAAAAAAAGAAAAAAAAAGAAAAAGGAAACUCCCCAAAUUCUGUUCUGAAAGAGAUGGCUUUGGGCCAUGAUGUCUCCUGCAGGAGCGUGCAUCCUCCUGCCUUCAGGCUGCUGCCUCCCAUCGAUGAUGACCAAAAGUUGCCGUUUCCCACAGCUGUGAGCGGUGCAGAUCGCUCUGGGCCCGUCCCCAGCGGGGUCCCGCCGUGCCAGCAGAACAGCUGGCAUUUCCCGCCCCUCUGCUGGCAUUUCCCGCCCCUCUGCGUCCCUCCAGCAGACUGCAUUGUUUUAUCCCUGGUGCACACGGAGCCCUGUGGGCAGCAGGCAGCCAGCCCUGCCCUGGGUGUGCUCUGCCCAGGGAGGGAGGGAGGGGAUCCUUCCUUCCUUCCUUCCUUCCUUCCCUCCCUCUGGCUGCUUCCUGGGCACCUCUCACCAGCACUGACGAUGCUUGGGGGUAUCUCCUGUGCGCACAGUGGGGAGAUGCUGUGGCCACUACCUGAACAGGCGUAACUGUGAAGGAAUCUUACACUCUCCUGUGCCUGUUUCUUUGAUUCAGCAUUAUUGUGUCUUGGGGAAGGGGGUGGGAGCAAAAUGCCCUUCCCUCACCCUCCUUUAUCACUGUGUAAUACUUUUUCUACACACACUGUGUAUAGUAAGAAGGGUUUUGCCAAGGUUUUCUAAUUAAUAGACACUAACCAGCAUUUCUUUCUUUUUUCUCUUCUUUGCACAUGUGACUUUAACUGCAGUGGUACAUGGUCUUUCUGUUCUUUUCUAAUCGUGAACUUAAGUAAGCAAAUUCCUGGUGUCUGUGACAUUAAUGCACUGUGGGUUUAGCCUUGUAAAUUGUUCUGUUCCAAGCUGGGUUCUCUUAAGUUAUAGCUGGAUGGGGUUUUGUUGUUUUUUAAACUGAAACAUAAAACCGUUUUACACUUUGCAUAUUUUGUACAGUAAAAUUCUGGAAAUAAACUGAAACCAGA